Molecule: messenger RNA, 7120 nt
Organism: Musca domestica (house fly)
Lineage: Eukaryota; Metazoa; Arthropoda; Insecta; Diptera; Muscidae
Gene: Wdr81
Product: WD repeat-containing protein 81
Exons: 5
Coding region: 401-6652 (2083 amino acids)
Biological process (GO): aggrephagy
Cellular component (GO): mitochondrion
Molecular function (GO): phosphatidylinositol 3-kinase regulator activity; protein binding
Source: RefSeq, a predicted model, not a curated record
UAAAUUGACGCAGACGAAAAAAAUUGUUACGCUUCGUUGUCUGACAGCUAUAAACAAAACAAUUGCGAAAAAAUAAAAUAUUUAUCAAAUAGCAGUCAACUAACAAAAGAAAAAUAACAAAAACUCGACAGAAUUUAUUAUGGCUUAGAAGAGACAUUGAUAUAAAGAGAAUUUGAAUAAUUCUAAAGAUUCUCUCGGCUAUUGGAAUACACCCCACCCCCAAUUGGAAAAAAUUAAGGCAAACAUCAUCAUAUAAAUUUUGCAUGCAGACCCCAUAAGCUGCCUUAUCAAGAAGGAAAUGCUCUAAUCCUCAUUAAUAUUUGUAAAAAAAUCAACAAAAAAACAUUGUGGAACAAAAAAAGCCGUGAGUCAAAGCGCCACAAUAGUGAGUCACAGUACAAUGGAAACUGUUUGCCUGGAGAUUGGUAUCAAUUGGCAGCAUGUAGCCGAGACCUCACAGCCACAGCGUUAUCAAAUCAUUUGUGACAAGAAAUGGCUACAGACACUGGAGAAAAAGAGAAAAAUCGAUGUAUUCCCAGUGCAUCCAACGCUGGAUAGAAGAGCACAUCCAGAUGGUGACUUGGAACAUCCGUGGUGCCGAGUGCUUGUACAGCUGUAUAAAAAGCAGCCAUAUAGCAAAGUUUUCCCUCUCAAAUGUCCACUGGACGAUAGUAGGACGGGAGAUGAUUUUGGCCAGAGGACACCUUUGAGUUACUCCAUGGCCGUGUAUGAGGUGAUGUGUGAGAAUUUCCGUAAUCUUUGGUCAGAUUUCUAUAAGAAAUGCCCAGGGGCUCAUGUCAAGGGAGAAAAGGAUGGUGGAAAGGGGCCAAAUAAAUUGGGUACAUCCACAACGGCCACAGCGAAUCUAUUACCCUAUGAUUCUGUUUUGAAAGAGGUGAUUUAUCGGGUAUUCAAGUGCCCCAUUAUCCAUUGUGGCUUGGAUCGGAUACGUGACGAUUCGGCAGAUGUGAAAUGUGAGGAAGUAGCCUUGGAUGGCCAUUCCAAUAUAAUGCCUGCAUUGAUUUGCAUAGAAACUAGCCAAUACAUGGCAGUGCUGUUCUAUCCCCCUGGCCUGUCGACCACAUUGUAUGACUGCAUAACCUUUAGUCCUGCAGUGCUGAAUAAGAAUUACAAUAAGCCCUUGUUUAUUGUCUACCAGCUGUUGCAGUUAUUCCGAAGUUUACAUCAACAGGGAUUGGUGUUGGGGGAGCUCUCCCUUCAGGACAUUCUUUUGAAUGAGAAUUUAUGGGCCUUGGUCAUACCGCCAGUUGAUGCCAAUAUAACGGCCUACUUUUUGGAGGAAGUUAUGACCCACUCACCAAGUGAAGCCACGGGUUUGCAGGAAUUGGACUUACCAGUUGAUGGUGAUACCAUGGAUAUAUCCAAUUUGAAACUGGACUUAAAAUUCUCGUACGAUUUGAAACAGUUCUCUCUUCGAGAUUACUGUGACAUGUGGUGUAAUGGCCAAAUAAGCAAUUUCGAUUAUCUCACCAUAUUGAACAAUGCCGCGGGACGAUCGCAAAACAAUCCCUCCUAUCAUCACAUAAUGCCAUGGGUAACAAAUUUUGAAUCCCGCAAUGGGUUACAAUGGCGUGAUUUGACCAAAAGCAAAUACCGUUUGAAUAAGGGUGAUAUCCAUUUGGAUUUGAUGUUUCAACAUGCCACCCAGCAGGCUCAUCGGGAUUUGGAGGCAAAUUGUUCAACAUCCCCACAACAGGUGGCACAUCAUGUCUCGGAUUUUUUGUCAGAAAUUACGUAUUUUGUGUAUAUGGCUAGGAGGACGCCCCAGCAGAUUUUGAGAGAACACGUUCGACCCAUUUGGGUACCGGCGGAAUAUCCAGCCUCCAUACAAAGAUUACAGGAAUGGACACCGGAUGAAUGCAUUCCUGAAUUUUACACCGAUCCCAUGAUUUUUAAAUCCAUUCAUGAAGACUUACCCGAUCUCGAAAUACCAUCGUGGGCUUCAUGUCCCGAGGAUUUCAUAGCCAAACAUCGUGAGGCCUUGGAAAGUCAAUAUGUCAGCGAACGUUUGCAUCAUUGGAUUGAUUUGAAUUUUGGCUAUAAACUUUCUGGCAAGGCGGCAAUUAAAUCGAAAAAUGUCUGCCUUCCAAUGGUGGAUCAUCACAAAACUCUCUGCAAGCGGGGAAUAGUGCAGUUGUUUACCCAUCCACAUCCGGGUAAGAGGACCAUAUCACCUUGGUUUUCCAAACAGGCACCUAGAAUACAAAAUCUCUUUGCCAGCCAACAGCAAAAACCGCCUACGAAACACAAGUCGAGUAAAAAGCUCAACAAAAGUCUGGACAAUUUAAGCAAAUCGACAGAGUCGUUGGAUGGCCAAGGAGACAAUGUGGCCCACACGGCAAAGGUAUCGCCAAGAUUGACAUUGAAAUUGCCCGAGGAUAGUAAUAGUUCCAGUAAUUUCUACAAAACCACAAAUUUCAUAGAACUUCCAAAGGAUUAUAAUCCCAUAAUGUUGUUGCAAUCCCUCGAGUCUUCCCAGCAGUUUGUGAGCAAAACAUUUCCCCUGCAAAAGCCCACAGAGAAUGCCCCCGAAAAAAUGCUUACCAGCGAUUUGUUGUUUGAAGACUAUACGGAUAAUCAUAGCUUUACCAAUCAUCUCUUCAAUGAGGGCGAUUCACCCUUGGAUGCCUCUUCAGCCAAGGUGAAAAGUAAAAAUUUCUUGGCCUCCAACAAGCAGCCCAACAAAUCCAUGCCUCUGCAUGUCCAUCAUAUGAAAAAAUUGAAGGAUCUACAAAUUUUGGGAUGUCUAAUUGUGGAAAUGUUUGCCAUGCCCAGGAUAAGGCCACUGAUUGGCCAUAACUUACAGCCGAAGUUUGAAACACGUCUGAAAGCUUGUCUAACCAUAAAUCAGCUAUAUCGGCAAGACAUACCCAAGUGUUUGCGUUACAUUACCAAUAUUCUGCUGAAUUUAACUGCUCAAGAUGUGGUGACGGAAAAGGGUAUGCCUUUGCCUUCGGCGGGUCAGCUAUUGGAACCAAUUUACCAUAAUCUGUUGAUACCCUUUCCCACCAAUUUUUAUGCUACCUAUGCCCUCAUCAGAUCUCUUUACUCCUUUGACUUUGCCUUUAUCCUGCUGGAGUUGCAUACCCACUUUCAGUGUAAUGGCCAUGAGUGUUCACGUUAUACGGAAAUCGAUCGUUUGCGGGUGCAGUUUGAACGUAAAAUUGGCAAAUGUAAAGUCAUGUCGUGUUGUGCCCACAUACGUCGCCUGCUGGAGCCGGUGGGUUUUGAACAAUUUCCACCAAUUGAUAUUCUUCUACCUCACAUUGUAAAUCUGCUGACGGAUGAGCAUACUUCGAUUUUAACAGCCUGGAAUUUAUUUGAUGCCGUUGCCCAGGCCUUGGGAAUUCAGAAUACCCAAAAAUAUCUUCUACAACCGAUUAUGAAACUUUAUGAUGUUGAGAGUUUUGAACGUGGCAUGAUAUCGGUGAGAAAUCGUUCCAUCACUGAUUCCUUGUCCAGUUCAUCUUCCACACAUUUACGUUUCUCGACGAGUAGUUCAUUUAAGUCUCGAAAAUCGGUUAAACUUUAUCAUCAAAUAUUUUUGCUACGUUUGAUUGUUCGCUUUGGCUUGAAAUGUUUUUUGCAAAAUUUCAUUGCUCCUCUCAUAGAGGCAGUGGGUGGGUAUAAAGAGCCGGAAGAUGGUAAUGGUUUGCAUUAUCACAGUUCGGCGGCAGGGAGACGUAGUAGUCGCAAUCUAUGUCUAGUGAAUAAUCCCACAGUUGUGGUCAAUGAGGAUGACAUGACUUUGAUGUCACCCCAGAAGGCAGAGGAUUUGGAAGAUAACACCUUGUCUCAGGAAGUUGAAGCCUCCAAUCUCAAACCGGAAAUCGAAGAUGUUUUCAGUUUUGAUGAUGAUGCCAACUCAGAUCAUAUCUCCACCUCAGAUCACAUAUCCAAUAAAUCUUUGGAUUCAUUCGAUAUGAGUCAGAGACCAACCACAGCGGAGGAGGCCAAAGAAGAAGAGGGGGAGGAGGAGUAUGAACGUCAUUUGGAAACCACUCCCGAAAAAUUGGCAAUUUCGGAAAUAAUUUAUGGUUCAAAAAUCUCCAAUAACUCAUUUGAGGAGGCCGACAAAAUAUCUCUGAGUAGUCAAAAUGCCAAUGACUCACCAUUGCACAAUAGCCAAUUGGGACCACGUUCACCCACCAUAGCAAUACCGGCCAGCGUAUUUAGGAGAUCCUAUCAAUUGAAUACCAUAGACUGUGAUAUUGGCUCACGCAAGAGUGUUGAUUCCUUUGAGAUUUUACAAAAUGCUGCCGAGGAGGAGCAAAAACAAAUACGAGCUGCUGCCAGGCGGCUCAAACAAGAAAAGACAGGAGAGGGGGAGGACAAGAAAAAAUCAAUAGAGGGUGAAGAAAGUACCGCUUCAAAAAUACCCAUUGAAGAAGAGCAGCCUACCCGUUUCUCCCAAGAAGCCAAUGACUCCCUACAGGCCUCGGUGAUAUCGAAAAUGUCCGAAGAGAAAUCAUUGCAAAAUAAUUGCAUAUCCGAAAUGAGUAGCAUUAGCCUGAUAUGGCUAUCUCAUCGUUUGGGACCGGUACUCACCUCUCGAUACAUUGCCAAAAACCUUUUGAAAAUGUUAACGUUAUGCUAUGUGGGCCAGGAGAAUCUACUACCCGAAUCGGGGCGGGCCAAUGAAGAUGCUCAAAAUUUGAAUUAUUUCACGGUAUCCGAUGCUCGAGUGGUGGGUGAUCGUAGUGCAGUACGGGUAUUGGAAUGUUUAAUGGCCAUUGCCUCGCUGUAUGGUGAACAGGUGAUUCUAAUGCAAUAUUUUCCCCACAUAAGUGAGCUAAUAGCUUUGGGAGUCAAGCGCAUAACCAGUAGUUUGGAGGGGGCAAUUAUAUCCACUCUACAGUUGGUGAAGUAUUUGAUACCCUGUCUGACAGAUGCCACCAUCAUGGAACAUUUGAAGGACAUUCUCUUGGAUUCCAUAAUCUUGCCAGUAUUACGUUUCUUGGGUUCUGCUCAAGUUCUCAUGCCCAGCGGCUAUUUGGGCCGUUCUGUGUUGGCUCGUAAAUUCCUCGAUGCCAUCUAUGUUCUCAGUGUGCGCCUGGGACCGGAUAUGACACGUGAACAUUUAUGUCUAACGGUAUUGCGACCAUUUUUUCUCAUUUUCGAUAAGGCCUUUGGGGAGACCAUUAAUUUUGAAAACAACGAUAAUCGUACUGCCAAAAUAUCACCACCCAACCCUGAACGUCAACAGGAAGCCAAAAGGGAAUUUGAAGAGAUUUGUGAUGUAUUCAGUCCAGCCCUGGCCCACAGUGCCUAUUUGGCAUUCUUGCGGUUUCUCGGUGAAGAUAUCAUGAAAAAGACCCUAUUGAAUUUGGAAUUUGUUCUUACGUUGUGUCAUGAAUUCGAACAGCCAGACUAUAAGCCGUAUACCAUAAAUUCUCGAAAAUCAAGUGAUGCUGUCGAUUGUCCAACUCGUGCUGAUAGUUUGGAUGCCAAUGCUGAAACCCAGGCGGCCAACAGUUUUGGCACCCAGGUGGUGGGCAAUCGCAUCGAGGUUGUUAACCCCACAACCCAGCAAACACCAAAGAUAAUAUCCAAGGAAAAGAUACAACCAAUCGAUACAAUGGAAGUACUCGAUAUGGUGGCAUAUAAAUUUGAACAUUUACCCAAUACUCGUUAUCUGAAGGGUAAUUGGUUGGCCUAUUGGCGUCAUGAAAUAACACGUUCCGAAAAGGAUACCACCUUGAGUUUGCAACAGAUUAAGCUACAAUCAUUUGUGGGCCACACGAAUUCGGUGCGGGCAAUUUUGGCACUGGACAAUGAGAAUAGUUUUAUAUCGGCAUCAAAGGACAAAACAGUCAAGCUGUGGUCUCUACGCAGCGAGGGUGAUGGCUUCAAGACGAAAUCCUGUCAAUUUACCUAUACCGAUCAUCGAAAGUCGAUACAUUCCUUGGCCUUUUUGGAGUCGUUGCGUUUUGUGGUCUCCUGUGAUUCAGGGGUACAUAUAUGGGAUCCCUUCAUUGGUCGGCCAUUGGGAGUGUUAGAUUCACCCAAACACAAUCCCAUAACAAUUGUUAAAUGUCUGCCUUCCCCCUCCCCCCUGGUGCUGGCUGGGACAGCAGAGGCUUCAGUGAAGCUCAUCGAUGCUCGCUGCAUGCAAUAUGUCAAUGAAUGGCGUGUUAGCACAAAUACUCAAAAUAAUGCCACAGUCAGAUGUUUGACAGUGGCUCCGUCGGGAAAUUGGUUGGCAGUGGGUUUAUCCUCGGGAUACAUUGUUAUGUUAGAUACACGCACUGGCAUGAUAUUGAAUUCAUGGCGAAGAAUGGAAUGUGACAUUUUGCAACUGGCCGCUCCCAAUGAUCAGCAAUUGAUUAGUUCGGCAUUAGAUCAUAGUCUAGCGGUGUGGCAUGCCCAUGAUGGCAAUUUACAUUAUCAGUUGGUACCCCCUGCCGAACCUGCCCAUUUCCUGCAAACAAAUGGCCCCGAAUUAGUGUAUGCCACAACUGGUAAUCGCAUUGGCAUAUAUUCCGAUUUGAGUAGCUCCCAUGCCUCACACACCGUGACCAAGUUACGUUCGGAAACAUUCAAAGGUGUUCUAACUUCAUUGGCUGUAUUGCCCUUGAAUCGUGCCUUUUUGGCUGGCAAUGAAAGUGGCAAUAUCUCACUAUUGUGUUAAACAGAAAAUCCAACAUUUUAACAAGUUUUUUAGCCAAAAAGAAAACCUCUCUCCCACAACAACAACAACAGAAAAAGACAAAUGAAUUUCCAAAAUUUUUUAUAAAUGUAUUUUUAAUAGAAUCAAUUUUUUUAUUAUUAUCUUUUCGUUGGUAGCUUUUAAGAACAAAAAGAAGCCCGCAUUCACACAAAAUUCCAAAAAGAAAUCAUCAACAUUAUCUCAUUGAUAUUCUUUACAUUCAUAGAGCAAUACUCUUGAUAUGAUAUUAUUUUAAACCAAAUAUUUCUUUAUUAGAAAAAAAAAUAUUACAUAUUUUUAAUCUCAUUUCUGUUAUUCUUUUAGAAUAUAUCACUAGGCCCAUGUACAUCCCAUUUCGUUUUUUUUUGUCUUGGUGUUUUAAUUUUGUUUUAAACAUAAUAUUUUUGUGGUUAUUUUUAGUUUAUUUAUGUUACACAAAUAUUUAAACUU